Molecule: messenger RNA, 361 nt
Organism: Leguminivora glycinivorella
Lineage: Eukaryota; Metazoa; Arthropoda; Insecta; Lepidoptera; Tortricidae
Gene: Sem1
Product: 26S proteasome complex subunit SEM1
Exons: 3
Coding region: 90-299 (69 amino acids)
Biological process (GO): double-strand break repair via homologous recombination; proteasome assembly; mRNA export from nucleus
Cellular component (GO): proteasome regulatory particle, lid subcomplex; proteasome complex
Source: RefSeq, a predicted model, not a curated record
AAUUGUCAAAAUUGUGCUUGCGUUGUUUGGCUGUAUCCGACGACGAAUAACUAAAUUUAAAUCUUUAGUACGCAAAUUACUGAAAUAAAAUGGCAGACAAGCAGAAAGUAGAUCUUGGAUUACUUGAGGAAGACGAUGAAUUUGAAGAAUUCCCUGCGGAAAAUUGGGGAACCGAAGACGCCGACGAUGAAGACGUAUCGGUUUGGGAAGAUAACUGGGAGGAUGACAUCGUGCAAGACGAUUUUAACCAGCAAUUGAGACAACAACUGGAGAAGCUGAAGGACCAGAACAAACCUUAGAGUAGUCUAGCAAUAAGUCACCAUGUUUGUAAGCUCUUAAAAUAAAUUCUCUAUUUCCACAA